Molecule: messenger RNA, 1811 nt
Organism: Echinops telfairi (small Madagascar hedgehog)
Lineage: Eukaryota; Metazoa; Chordata; Mammalia; Afrosoricida; Tenrecidae
Gene: SLC18A2
Product: solute carrier family 18 member A2
Exons: 14
Coding region: 1-1473 (490 amino acids)
Biological process (GO): transmembrane transport; aminergic neurotransmitter loading into synaptic vesicle
Cellular component (GO): terminal bouton; synaptic vesicle membrane
Molecular function (GO): serotonin:sodium:chloride symporter activity
Source: RefSeq, a predicted model, not a curated record
AUGCCCGCUGUAAAGCUGAGAGUACCCAUCAUCCCCAGUUACUUGUACAGCAUCAAGCAUGAGAAAAAUUCGACAGAAAUCCAGACUGGCAAGCCAGUGCUCACACCCACGACCACAGGUAGCUUUGAGAGCAUCUUCUCCUAUUACGACAACUCCAUUAUGGUCACCAGGAACGCCACUGGAGGUUCCCAGUCGAGACAGCUGCAUAAGACCACCACUGAGCAAAUGGUGACCAACUCGACCACCACCCCUUCCGACUGCCCCAGGGAAGACAAAGACCUCCUGAAUGAAAACGUGCAGGUGGGCCUGCUGUUUGCUUCUAAAGCCACGGUCCAGCUCCUCACCAACCCUUUCAUAGGAAUGCUGACCAACAGAAUCGGCUACCCGAUUCCGAUGUUUGCAGGAUUCUGCAUCAUGUUUAUCUCAACCGUUAUGUUUGCCUUCUCCAGCACCUACACCAUGCUGCUCCUCGCCAGGUCCCUCCAGGGCAUCGGCUCCUCCUGCUCCUCCGUGGCUGGGAUGGGCAUGCUUGCCAGCGUGUACACCGAUGACCAGGAGAGAGGCAACGUCAUGGGGCUUGCCCUGGGAGGCCUGGCCAUGGGCGUCUUAGUGGGCCCCACCUUUGGGAGCGUGCUCUAUGAAUUCGUGGGGAAGACGGCGCCCUUCCUGGUGCUGGCUGCCUUGAUUCUCUUGGACGGAGCUAUUCAGAUCUUGGUGCUUCAGCCGUCCCGGGUGCAGCCAGAGAGUCAGAAGGGGACCCCGAUAACCGCCCUGUUGAGGGACCCAUACAUCCUCAUCGCUGCAGGGUCCAUCUGCUUUGCAAACAUGGCGAUCGCCAUGCUGGAGCCGGCCCUGCCCAUCUGGAUGAUGGAGACCAUGUGUUCCCACAAAUGGCAGCUGGGCGUUGCUUUCUUGCCAGCCAGUGUCUCUUAUCUCAUCGGGACCAAUAUUUUUGGGAUACUCGCUCACAAAAUGGGGAGGUGGCUCUGUGCUCUGCUAGGGAUGGUCAUUGUCGGAAUCAGCAUUUUAUGCGUGAAGUUUCGGACACAGCUCCGUGACCUUCAGCACGUGCGGGGUUCCUACCAGUUUGCUCUAGACUGCUUCCUGUCUACAGGGAUGGUGGACUCAUCCAUGAUGCCCAUCAUGGGCUACCUGGUGGACCUUCGGCACGUGUCCGUCUAUGGGAGCGUGUAUGCUAUAGCGGAUGUGGCCUUCUGUAUGGGAUACGCCAUAGGUCCUUCUGCUGGUGGGGCCAUCGCCAAGACAAUUGGAUUUCCGUGGCUCAUGACAAUUAUUGGAAUUGUUAAUAUUCUUUUUGCUCCUCUCUGCUUUUUCCUUCGAAGUCCACCUGCCAAGGAAGAGAAAAUGGCUAUCCUCAUGGACCACAACUGCCCCAUUAAAACAAAAAUGUACACCCAGAACAACAUCCAAUCAUAUCCAAUAGGUGACGACGAAGAAUCUGAAAGUGACUGAGCACCUCCAAAGUCAUCAAAGUAUUGUGUCCAACAGUGUUUCCAAUGAAGUGACUUGCCUAACCUGUCGUAGUCAUGUAAUGCUGCCCAUCCCUUGUCAGAGUACAGAAACCAAAGGUCACGAUUUUUUCCCCAUGCUUACAUCGAUUGCCAACAGCCUUAUAAAGAAAACGCUUUUUCUAUGGGUUUGUACAAGUAGUGUUGAAAACUUUAUUUCAUGGAUUUGAUGUUAUUAAAUAUUGUACAAUAUAUUUUAAUGAAACAGGUAUAAUGUAAAUCUUUAAGUAUUUGAAUCCAAAUCAAAUAUAAUUUUUAAACUUAUAUUCAUGAGCGCUUGGC